Molecule: messenger RNA, 654 nt
Organism: Lymnaea stagnalis (great pond snail)
Lineage: Eukaryota; Metazoa; Mollusca; Gastropoda; Lymnaeidae
Source: the annotation of a GenBank genome assembly
AUUUCCGACAAUGUUUUGAUGGAAUAUCGCAUGGUCACCGCGGCCAUCACGCCAGCAAUUGUCGUCUUCGGCAUUUCCAGCAAUCUUCUCAAUGUGCUCGCCUUCAUCAAAAUGGGCCUCGCUGACAGCAUCUCCAUAUCUUUCCUGGCCCUGUCUCUGUCAGAUCUCUGCCACCUACUCAUUUCAUUGGUUUUAGUCAUCUGCAUCGCACUGCUCAGUUUUAAAAAUUUGAUCAUGGGAGCUGACCCUCUGAACGUGUACUUCAUCCUGUAUUGGUACUCUUACAUGUUUUACGACGCCUCGACUUUCAUCACCACCUACAUAGCCAUAGCCAGGUGCUGCUGUGUGGCAAUGCCACUGCGCUUCAAAAAUGUCUUCACUCAGUUCCGGACAUCGGUCGCCUUGUUUGCUUUAUUGCUCACGGGGAUCGCCCUGCGUCUCCCGAUGGUUAUGUUCAAUCAGUUGGUUUGGCUUGUCAGCCCGGUGACCAAUUCGUCGGUGCUAGUCCUCAGAACUACUGGCGACAUGACAUUUGCCAACGUCUUCAAUGAUACCGUCAAUCGCAACGCCAUUCCCUGGCUGUGCUUCGUUGUUGUGGCCGUCUGCAUGGUUAUUUUGGGCGCUAAACUCCACAGGGCAUCGAAAUUUCGCCAG